Messenger RNA from Pseudomassariella vexata, 943 nucleotides. Its product is annotated as peptide methionine sulfoxide. The transcript has 2 exons. NCBI's taxonomy places the organism in Eukaryota, Fungi, Ascomycota, Sordariomycetes, Amphisphaeriales, Pseudomassariaceae. Bases 131 to 841 code for a protein of 236 amino acids. The record is from RefSeq and is a predicted model, not a curated record. Gene Ontology annotation, molecular function: peptide-methionine (S)-S-oxide reductase activity.
CAACGAUUUGUCAUCGACUUUUAUGGACAAUAUGGCAAACGUCACCAUUUUCACGCGCUGAUAUCUAUGCAAAUCGGGUGAUUAAUCAGUUGCCUUUUCUCAUAAAAGCAUUGCAGAGCAUUUCCACCACAUGCGUAAUAGUAUAUUGCGAUUUCUUUCCGAUACGAAACCUAUUGUCAUUUACUUGUCGACGGCCGCUGUCGCAAUCGCCAUCGCCAUGGUCUUCCAGUACGGCUUCUUCUCGCGCCUAUUUCGGCCGUUGACAUCGUCGACUCGACUCGGAAUUAGUGUCGACACAGCCAGCGGCUUCCCUGCUUCGGUUCCCGAGGGCGCCGAGCGGUGCACCGUAGCCGCGGGCUGUUUCUGGGGCGUCGAGCAUCUGUACCGCAAGCACUUUGGCGGAAACGGGUUGUAUGAUGCAAAAGUAGGCUACAUAGGCGGCGACACGCGCAACCCGACGUACCGUGCCGUCUGUAGCGGUUCUACCGGAUACGCUGAAGCCGCACAAAUAAUAUUCGACCCUACCAAAAUUACGUACAAACAGCUUGUGGAGUUCUUUUACAAGAUCCACGAUCCGACGACGAAAGACGCGCAGGGCCCUGAUCGGGGCUCGCAGUACCGAUCGGGCAUUUACACGCAUGGCGAGGAGCAGGCGCGCAUAGCGCUUGAGGUCACGGAGAAGGUUAACCAGCAGUGGUGGAACGGCAAGGUCGUCACGGAAGUCAUUCCCGCUGGACAGUGGUGGGAUGCCGAGACGUACCAUCAGUUAUACUUGGACAAGAAUCCUGGCGGUUAUGAGUGCCCGAGUCACCGGUUGAGGAAUUUCCCUCCACUGCAAUAGGGAAAGGCACGAGUGAGAUGUUGAUUUGUUGAGGUGAAAACACACAGAAGAAUUAAUAGAAAAUGUAUUUUUGACAGAAAUAUAGACUCGCCAUAUUCGCAA